This is a messenger RNA of Anopheles marshallii, 4404 nucleotides long. RefSeq names its product Ig-like and fibronectin type-III domain-containing protein 1. The transcript is spliced from 11 exons. Bases 1 to 4404 code for a protein of 1467 amino acids. Lineage: Eukaryota; Metazoa; Arthropoda; Insecta; Diptera; Culicidae. Gene Ontology annotation, molecular function: protein binding. The record is from RefSeq and is a predicted model, not a curated record.
AUGGCGAUGGCAUCCGGCCAUGUUCGGUAUCUGAUGCUUCUGGUGGUUCUCCUGCUCGGCGAUGCAGGCCAAGCAGCCGAUCCCGUGGGCACGGGAGGACCCUCGAUGGUGCACGUCGGUGAGGACGCACUGCUAACGUGCGUGGUGAUGACACCGUUCAACAACGACACCGUCCUGUGGCGCAAAGGACCACACGAGAUCCUGUCGGCCGGCAUGAACCGGGUUACCGGCGACAAGCGGAUCAGCGUGCUGCACGAUGACUCGCCCAAAGGCAGAACUGCACUCGGUGGCGAUGUAUGGGUGCUUCUCAUCAAGGAAACCCGUUUGAACGAUUCCGACGUGUAUGUGUGCGAGGUGAACAGUGACCCGAUUGUAAGGAGCUUCCAUCCGCUAACAGUUCGGCAGCCGAAGAAGAAGGCGACCACCAGUCGGAACACGACCGAUUCCCCGUUCACCACCGCCUCCCCAUCAUCCGCAUCACCCGGCCAGUCAACGUCGCCGGAAACCGUCACCUCGGAGGAGGACGAAUCGUCCGACAUGUACACCGACUCGGAGGAGGAAGUGAGCCAGGACGGUGUGCCGCUGGUGACGCACGAUUUCACCGACUGCUGUCACGCGAACAACGUGUCCGAAGGGUGCAUGGGGUUCUGCGUGCUGCACAACAUACUGGACGGAUCGGCCGGUGCGGAACCGGAGCAGUGCGAGCGAGACUUCCCCAACAUUGUGCGCUGCAUGGCGGACGGCCGGAAUCAUGUGCCGUGCUGUGUGGAGAAGGGCAUACCGGACCUCUGUCAGGAUAUGUGCCGCGGCGAGUAUACGCCCUUCACCGAUCUGCUCAAGUCGCGCGUAUCCUGCGUACAGCAUACGCUACCGGGGCUGCAGUGCAUUCUGGACAACAUCCAGCGGCUACCGUCCGAACCACAAUCCGUCUCGGUGGAACCGCUGACGGAGCGUUCGCUGCAGGUUAGCUGGCAGGCACCGGAAAAAUUGUCCGCCAGCGUAAAGUACUACCAGCUCAAUGCUACCCGGCUGCACGCGUUCGAUCAGGACUUUCUGGCGAACGCGACGGACGCGAAAGAUGGAUUGGUCACGCUGCAAGUUUCAGCCGAUCAGACGACGGCCGUUCUGUCCAACCUGUCGCCCUUCACGAUGUACACCGUCACUGUGAGUGCGCACAAUGAUCACGGGUCCAGCUUGCCCAGCAUGCGCAUUCGUGCCCUUACGCUGGAGGGUGGCGUCGUCAGCAAGCAGACCAGUGUCGCCGUCGUACCGGUACUUCCAGAUGUUCGUGGUUGUUGCAUGAAGAAAGGAAUCACACAUCGCACCUGUCUCGAGAAGAUGUGCGAUCCGGUGAAGGCCGACUUUACCGAGGUACCGGAUCUGAUGGUUUGUGCACCGUGGGCUAACAUCACCUUUGCCUGUUUGGCCAACAACAUUGACCAUACGCCGUGUUGCAAGAGCCGUGGAAUACCGGAGGGAUGUCUUUCGUUCUGUUCCGGCACGGUCAAAGCGAUCAACUUCAACUACUUCAAAUGUCUGCAGUACAUGUCCGAGUACAGCAGCUGUCUGCUGCAGGGGUACGGUGUGCUUUCCGGACCUCCGUCAAAGCUGAAAGCCCCACUGAUCGCUAGCCAUUUUGUGGUGCUGGAAUGGAAACCGCCAAAGAUACUACCGGAUACGGUCACCGCGUACCAUCUGCACUACCGCAAGCUGGGCAGCGGCGAGGAGUACACCGUGCUGGAGAAGGAUCAGGCACCGGUGAUUGUGGAGGAUCUGGAAGCGUUCACCUACUACGAAGCGUUCGUUGUGGCAGUGAAUGCCCACGGCAAGGGUGGUCCCUCGCCUCGCUUAGUGUUCCAAACGAAGCGUGACAUGCGGAUGGAACCGGCCCACACACACUACAACAUAUCGGCAUGUUGCCACGCAUCUGGAUUGCUACCGCAGUGCGCACCGCUCUGCAGCUACGAUGCCAAGAUGUCCGACAUUCAGAAGCUGGGCAACACAUGCCGGGGACAGAUUGGUACCAUUGUGCGGUGUAGUGCGGGUGGACGCGACCACACGGCCUGCUGUAGUCGCCGGGCCGUUCCGCCUAAAUGUCAAUCGCUUUGUCGAGGUGUUAUUACGAGCUCUCCAGCCGAUUGUUUGCCGUUCGCGGGUAACAUUAUACAGUGCUUUGAGGAGGGCAUUGGGCACAUUCCGGCCCCGGUUGAGGAUCUGCACGUUACGUCUGUGACGAACACUUCCAUCUCGCUGGCCUGGGUACCGUCGGAAGUGGAUGCAAACAAUACGGAAAAUAAACCAUCCGAUUAUCUGGUCCAGUACGGCAAGGUGAACAACAUGACUAUGUACGAGACGGUGAUAAAGCUGGAGCAUGAACUCAACACAACCGAAACGGAUAUAGAGCUGAAGGAUCUCGAACCGAAGGCGCUCUAUCGCAUUACGGUGGUGUCUCGCGGCGAUCAUGGCACGUCCUUGCCCUCGUCGAUGCUUCUGAUCAACACCUCCCGGACGGAUUCUGCCAGCACGGUUUACGGCGCACCAUCACCACCCCACUCGCUGUCAGUUUCCGCCCACAGUGCGACCUGGAUCACGGUGUCCUGGCAGCCGCCAGAGUUUUCUCAUCCGCACGAGAGCAUCACCUACCGGGUGAUACACAAGGUGGCCAACAACUACACCGUGAUCGACACGCGGCUUCUGUGGGUGCGUGUGAACAAUCUGCUCCCAAACACGCAGCACAUCGUGUACGUGGUGGCGAUAGGUUCCAAGGGGACCAGCCUACCGUCCGAAACGCUCGUGGCGUGGACGGAUCCAGCCUUGCCCGCCUACGUUGAUCCUCCAACAGUGCACCCUUCGGACAUCAUCUCCGAAGGUGGGUCCAUGACGAUACUCUGCCUAGCAAUGGGAAAUCCAGCUCCAACGAUCUCACUCUACGUCGGGGGACACCUGGUGAGGCAGGACACUUCACGGCACAUGAUUACCGUGAUCCACAACGUCACGACGGAUAUGGAGCACAUUUCCUGUUACGCAGACAACGGUUACGGCAUCCCCAUGCAGGCGGCCAAGAAGGUCAACAUUAGCUUUGCUCCUCGUAUACAGGCCUCGGGUAUAACGGUGGCAUCGGUGGGUGAGUCGGUUGAUCUGAAGUGUACCAUCCGUGCACGCCCCAUUCCAAAAACCAUGUUCUGGCGAGAUCACGACGGACGCGUCCCAGUGAUACAGGGUGGCAAUUACGAUAUGUCCAUGAAGAACGAUGUUGAUGACAACUCGCUGUACGUGAUGACGCUGACGAUCGCCAAGCUUGGCUCGCAGGAUGUUGGCGAUUACUUCUGCCAUGCGGAGAACGCGUUAGGUUCCUCGACGAGGGCCGUAUCGGUGCGCAUCCGCAAUACGGCCGCAUCGUCCAACAUUUCCGAGUGCUGCGCGGCGCAGAACGUGUCGGCAGCGUGUAUGAGCGCUUGCUCGUUCUACAUCGACAUCGAAAGCGUGAUCGAUCGGCCGGAGUGUAUCGUGGACUUUGACAAGCUGAUGCGGUGCGCUGCCGAUGGUUCGGACCAUCGUGGUUGCUGUGCCUCGAAGGAUGUACCGAGACGGUGUCUCAACUGGUGUCGCGGUGAACCGAUCACACCACCCGGUAUCUGUGCGCUGCAGCACACCCGCACGAUCGUGGGUUGUUUCCAGGAGAACCGUGAUCGUCUGCCCGGGCCACCACAAAAUCUGAAGGUGCAGGUGUUGAGCGAUGAGGAGGUGCUGAUCCGAUGGGAUCCCCCGGCAAAGAACCCAAGCACGGUGGAAGGAUACCGGGUGUUCUGGCACGAUCUCGAACCGGUCACCGAUAACCUUUCGAACGUCAUCAACGGGCUCGCGACGAGCCGGUUGGAUGCGAAGGAGACGAGCAUCAAGCUGGAAGGCCUCAAACCGAACGUCAUGUACGAGCUCGUGAUCAAGGCGGGCAACCAUUUGGGUGCUUCGGUACUUUCGGAACCGCUACGAUUCACGCUCGGUGAUCAGCACAUCACUAGCGCGUCGCACGGCACUAACGCCGGUGUGGUCAGCGGCAUCAUUGCCGGUCUGCUCGCGAUCAUACUCGCGAUCGCGGCCAUUUUUGUCGUAAAGCGUGGAAAGUUUGGACCGAAGCAAGCAAACGGGGGCGUUGCGUUCGAAAAUCCGAGCUACCUGCGCGAGAUGAACGUCGAGCAUGUGCAGAUUCCAGCCGUUUCUGGACCGGGCGUUGGCAAUGGGGCGGACUGGCGGCAGGAAUCGUUGCACACAGCGAACGGUACGGCUACGACCGGGCUCACCCAUGACAAUUCCGUUGUCCCGAUGGCCACCGAGGUUAACCCGUCGCUGUACGAGGAGCUCAAGCUUGGCCACGAUCGUGCCGGGUUCAAGCGGCUCGUCUCCUAG